Messenger RNA from Rhopilema esculentum, 1366 nucleotides. RefSeq lists its product as uncharacterized. Lineage: Eukaryota; Metazoa; Cnidaria; Scyphozoa; Rhizostomeae; Rhizostomatidae. The record is from RefSeq and is a predicted model, not a curated record.
AAGACGCAGUUUCUAGCGUGUAAUCACUUUGCGCCGAGAGAGAGGACGAAGUUUACAGGUGGAAAGCAGGAAAGCUUGACAGCAAAACUGAAGAACGGCCAAGAGAACCAGCCAUGUUUCGUAAGAUUGGGUUGACUGUUGCCUUGCUCGCUGCCUUUCUUUGUUCAAUUUGUUCUGGUCGUCAAGCUAUCUUUGCCAGAGGUCAGAACAGCAAAGAAAGAUUGGUUGGAGUAACCGUCGUUGGUGAAACUGUUUUAAACAUCAUUAGUGUUGGCCUGCCAGACUUUGAUGUCAAUGUUCUUGUUCCCAAUGCCACUGAGGUAAAUAUUAGAGGCAAUACACCAAGCUUCUCAACUGCAAUAUGCAAGUCUAAAAUGACCUUUCUUGUUGCUGUGAAUGAUGUGAAUAGCCCACGAGUGGUUGUUGUUGACCUUGAAAAUAGGAAGGUGCUUGGGACAAUUCCUGUGAAUGGGAUCCUUAUUGACAACAUAGAAUGUGAUGAAGAGGGAAAUGGAUUUGCCUAUGUUUUUCAACUUGGCUCUAAGCAUACAGUUAUUAAGAUGGAUUUCAACACUAUGUCCUAUUCAAAGCUAAUGCACAGCAGUUAUAAAUCAUAUGGUGGCAGCUCUAUUGACUCAAAGAACAAGCGAUUUUUCACUGUUGCUGAUACUCCAUAUUAUGAUAGCUUUAAUUACUCAAUCAGUGUGAUGGAAUAUGGAGACUCUAAAGAGUAUUUGACCUUGCCUUUCAAACAUUAUAGUAUUGGCAGUCUUGUCUAUGACCCUGUUUUUGGCAAGCUGUUUGGGUUUGUACAAACACCACCAGGUGUGCAGGAAGGAGUUAAAUAUGCCACAUUCCUUGCAGAGUUGGAUCUAAAUAAAGGGUCUUUGACCUAUCUUGCGGGGCCUUGGGAAAGAGUGGCCUUAAUUGAAGAGUCCGGAUUGACACUUGAUGUUGAUAACCAUAUGAUUUAUCUGAUGACUGACGAUAAGAUCCGAAAAAUUGAUGUUCAAAAGAAACAAGUAUUAUUUGAGAGGCCGGCAUCUGGAAUUCCAUGGCCAACAAAAUGUUAUGAGUUUGCUAAUGGCUUUUAAAUUGCUGCAGAAAGCUUCCUUAGAAAUUAAUGCUUGUUUUGACAUAAAAUUGGCCCCAGAGUUGAUAAAAACUUAUCCUAUGGAACUGUACCAAAUCUGUACUGUAAAAUGUGUGGAAAAAGUUAGAAUUUCUUAUUAUAACAAUAAUUUGUAAUGCUACAAAUUUACUUCUGGAGCUUUGGGCUGUAUGAUGUACUAACUGUUCCAUGGCUUUGCUUUGUUACUUGUUUUUGUAUUAUAUAAUUGGAUUAUUAACAGAAAAAAGUUCAAAA